CCAGGUGCUACAUGCCUCUCCCAAAUCAGUCGCAGAGAGCUGGGGAGCUAUUAUCAUCCUUACUUUGACCGCAGUACCACAAUCGGAAGCACGGCGGAGGUCUUGGCGCGCACCGCCACUCCCGCCGUUGCUGCCCUCAGCCAACGCGCCCCACCAAUUGGGCACCCGGUCUCCGCCAACGCUUUCCGCGCCGGCUUUCACCACCGUACUCCACGCCCUGUCAUUUUCUCCAUGGUUGGUGCGCCGUCUUGCCCUAUACUAGGCGUCGCUCCUGAACUGUCCUCAUGAGCAUGGAAGUCGACAUCGCUCCGCAGUUCGGAGCUGAAUUGAAGGAUGGCUUCAAGAACGUUAAUGCCUGGGUGGCCGGCGGCAUCGCUUGGCUGGACGACAUACAGUCGUUCUACCGAGAAAGAAGCGUCAUAGAGAAGGAAUACUCGGCAAAACUUAGUGCAUUAGCGAAGAAGUAUUACGAGAAGAAGGCGAGGAAGGCGAGCAGUUUGAGCGUUGGCGACACUCCGACAGUCACCCCGGGCUCGCUGGAGAGUGCCUCUAUGACAACAUGGGGAGUCCAAUUAUCGACACUAGAGUCUCGAGCCUCGGAACACGAACAGUUCGCCAGCGCUCUCAUCACCAAUCUCGCCGACCCCCUUAAGGGCCUCGCCGCGCGGUACGAAGAGCUACGGAAAUACCAUGCAGACUACGCUGCCAAGCUGGAGAAGGAGCGCGAUUCUACAUACGCAGACCUGCGGAAAAUGAAGGGCAAGUAUGACAGCGUGUGUCAGGAGGUGGAGAAUCGUAGGAAGAAGAUCGAUAGUGCUUUCGACCACGGGAAACAAAAAGCACGAAACGCUUUCGAACAACAGCAGGGAGAGAUGCGGAACGUGAAGAACACCUAUAUUAUUAACAUAAACGUAACGAACAAGCAAAAGGAGAUGUACUACCAUGAGUACGUUCCUGAGCUCCUUGAUAGCCUGCAAGACCUUUCCGAGACCCGAGUUAACAAGCUCAACUCCCUAUGGUCGAUUGCUGCUCAGAUAGAGACACAGACGCUAUCACGGAGCACCGACUACCUCAAACAUCUAUCGGCGGAGAUUCCACGAAAUAACCCUUUGCUCGACUCAAUGAUGUUUGUUCGACACAACGCUGGUCCAUGGCAAGAGCCUCCGGAUUUCCAAUUCGAACCUAGUCCGGUGUGGCUUGACGACGGUACCAUUGCUACAGACGAGGCUGCAGCAGUGUUCCUUCGGAAUGUGCUCAUCAAAACGAAAGCAUCACUGGCAGACCAGCGGCGCGACCUAGACAAGAAGAGGAAGGAGGUGGAGAAUGCGAGGAAGGUGCGGCAGAACAUUCGAGAGGGCAAAGAUAAAAGAGAUGAAGUGGAAGUAGUUCGUGCCAUCUUUUCCCUUCAGGAGAGCAUGCAUGAAGUGGAGCGACAGAAGGUGAGCGGGGAAGUGGAAGUGGCGACAAUCACCUCGGCCGUUGGUGAUCUGAGCUUGGGCGCAAGGAACCACAACUUCAAGUCUCAAACCUUCAAGAUACCGACAAAUUGCGACCUCUGCGGUGACAGAAUAUGGGGUUUGUCUGCCAAAGGUUUCGAUUGCCGAGACUGCGGAUACACAUGUCACAGCAAAUGCGAGCUGAAAGUCCCAGCGGACUGUCCCGGCGAACAGAGCAAGGAAGAGAAGAAGAAGCUUAAGGACGAGCGACAAAAGUCAGCUCAUACCACAGUGCCAGCUAAUGGCUCCCCCGGUGGGGCGUCGGAUAUGCCGCAGAUACGUCGGAGCGACACCGUAAACUCGAUGAACACCCUUAGUUCGGGAUAUUCAGCUACCGCCCAUCGGUCGGUGUCUGGCGGCAUGUCACCAACAACAGAAGAGCCUCCCGCGGAGAAGAAACCUGCCGUAGCAGCCCCCAGGAGAAACCGCAUCGUCGCUCCACCUCCCGCGCAGUAUGUCAAGGAAGAUCCCGACCUGCCUCCUCCUCCGGCAUCGAAGUCUACAGAGCAGAAGGGCCGAAUGCUUUACGCAUACCAGCAAAACGGCGAUGGCGAGCUUACUGUACCCGACGGCCGCGAUGUAACUAUAUUGGAACCGGAUGACGGCUCCGGCUGGACCAAAGUCCGCGCCGGCUCCAAGGAAGGCCUCGUCCCCGCCUCCUACGUUGAAACCAUGCCCCUCACACCCCCGUCCUCCAACCGCCCUGACUCCACCUACUCCGCAUCGUCGGCCUCCCUCGCCGGCAGCGUCACCACGGCCACCACGGCGGGCAAGAAGAAAGGCCCGGCCGUGGCGCCCAAGCGUGGCGCCAAGAAACUCAAGUACGUCGAAGCCAUGUACGAGUACACCGCGCAGAGCGAUGCCGAGCAUAGUAUGGCGGAGGGAGAGAGGUUCGUGCUAAUUAAUAUGGAUGCUGGCGAUGGGUGGGCAGAUGUGGAGAAGGAUGGUGUGGUGAGGAGUGUACCUGCGAAUUAUCUCCAGCAGGUUUGAUCAAUGGCAAAAGCAUCAUUGGGGGAGAGGGUUGGCAUUUGGUUUCUAGAGCAUGAGCUUCUUUGGCAUGGCGUACAAGGCGUUCGUUUGUAUGGAUCCUCGAUAGAAGUCGAUUGUAUGUUUUGAAUGGGAAGCAUUGAUUCAAUUGAGAGCGUUCCGUUCCUACAUCUCAGCACACGAAUGAGUUCGAGAAGCUCCUAGCUUCCUACCCGGCUCGCGGCCGCACCGUUAGCCAGCGGCGGUGUAAAACGAGAUUCAAACAGCUAUCCUAUGUAAUACAUCUGAUAGAACAUGCCAACGCGCAUAUCAAUG
This is a messenger RNA of Trematosphaeria pertusa, 2798 nucleotides long. Its product is annotated as FCH-domain-containing protein. Lineage: Eukaryota; Fungi; Ascomycota; Dothideomycetes; Pleosporales; Trematosphaeriaceae. The transcript is spliced from 7 exons. Bases 285 to 2486 code for a protein of 733 amino acids. The record is from RefSeq and is a predicted model, not a curated record. Gene Ontology annotation, molecular function: protein binding. Gene Ontology annotation, biological process: regulation of actin filament polymerization.